Molecule: messenger RNA, 5564 nt
Organism: Cavia porcellus (domestic guinea pig)
Lineage: Eukaryota; Metazoa; Chordata; Mammalia; Rodentia; Caviidae
Gene: Insyn2b
Product: inhibitory synaptic factor family member 2B
Exons: 4
Coding region: 1136-2743 (535 amino acids)
Source: RefSeq, a predicted model, not a curated record
GAGGUCUUUUCUUUUCACAUGGUAGCUGCUGUGCAGUUUGUUCGGCUUUUUAUUUAUUCCUACGUGAGCAGACCCACUACACUUCUUGCAUAUAAACAGUGAAAAUUACAAUAUAAAGGAGUUUUUCCCCUUCUUUUGGAGUUAUUCCGUCGCUGCUCAAAGCCAGGCUCGUUGUGCAAGGACGGGGACAGCCUCUGCAGGUAAUUGCACUGCUUCAAGCGAGCCUUUCCUUGCUGCUUGCAAAGACUGCUCCAUCUCAGAUGCUUCACCACGGACCAAGUGAACACUGUUCUUCGUUCCACAUCCCAGAAGUGGCAGACAUGGCUCUCUUUGGCUCACAUGUGAGCUUCACCCAAGAUACCAGGUCAAGGAACUCUGCCCUCUGAAUUUCUCUGAUGCCUCAGUACCAUCCUGGCCAUUCCCUACUGGGUUUUGUGAGGCUAUUAAACAAGACAAGUUUCCCUCACGGAAGAAUAGGGGAAUAGCAUGAAAGGAAAUAAUGGCCCCGAAGGAAGACUUUGUGAUGGACAUAAAUGAGGAUGUUCCCUUAGGAGCAUCAUGUAUCAUCACAGAAGCAAACUCCAAGGUCAUUUAUUUUUUCACCUAUCUACAUGCUACAGAAAGAAGAUGUCUUUGACUCCCAUAGUUUUACAUUAGAAAUUGCUGCUCUGGGAAACGAAGGGGUAUGUUCUAGACCCAAGAAUUCUUCCGGAAUAUACACUUUGGGAGUGUGGCACUGUUCCACAAAUAGAACUUUGUCUUUUUCUUCAAGACAGCAAAUUUUUUCUGGAAUCAGACCUGCCUCCUCUAACCUGCCCUGAUAAACAUCCCACCAGCCCUCUUGGUAGAUAUCAGAUGUUUAAAAGUUACCCUAACGCACUGUUUAUCUAAGUGGCAAUUAUUACUGCAGUGGAAUAAUAUUUUAACUGCAAGGAAAAUAUUUGAGAGGGCUCCCAAGUGGAAUUUAUAGGCUGGGAAUGGCUGUCAGGGCAUCUUAUACUAAGAGGAGUGGACCACUCCAAGCUGGCUGGCAGUUCUCCUGGUCUGAGAUGCCUUCAAUAGACGCUACUCCAAAGACCUAAGGGAGAUGUGCCCUAGAGAAGUGUAUGGUUCUCUUCCUUUCCACUGAGGCUCAAUGGCCCAGCAAAGUAUGAAAGUGAGACCUGUGCUCCUAAAGCGGAACAGCCUCGAGUCUGUGGAGCUUGUGCAACAACCCCACCACCGCAGGAGCAAAUCCCAGCAAGUGCGAUUCAAGGAAGAUGGGACCACUAAGAAUCAAACUGGCGUAGCCGAGGUUGAUGCCCACACUCCUGAAGACCCAGCUGAGAUGGGGAAGACACAAGCAUCUAGGCACCAUCACCCCCCCACCUACUCUCUCUCCUUUCCCCGGGCCCAGAAGGCAGGGGGCUUUCGGAACAUCGCAAUCCAAACCUCCCCCAGUCUCAGGAAGCAUUUCCCAGUUUUGAGAAGGAAGAAACUCACAUCCAGCAAGUCCCUCGUGGAAAUGCCGACAGCACCCCAAAGUGCCAUCCAGGUCAACGGCAACUUCUCUGAACAAGACCUAAUGUCUUCUGACCUUGCCUAUUUACGGCUGGCUCAGCAUCUUGUGGAUGGCCCUCGAAGGAUCAAAGUGUCCCACCCGUUUCUGCCUCAGUUGCCCAAGUUGCAAAGCAAUGGGCCUGUUAGCAUAUGCUUAGACGCUGGGACUUGGAGGGGCUCAGAGAAAGCAACAGCUGCCAUUCAGGUCCCAGAAGACAUCUAUCACAGUCCUUCCUGGGAAACUAGGGAGUCCACUGUCAGCCCAGACAGGCUGGCUCAAAUAAACAACUCAGGACCCCCUUUGGUUGACAUGUGUCCAGGUGAUAGGAAAAAGAUACUGAGGUCAGAUUUAGAAUCAUCCCCCUCCUGCUUAAAUGCCACCAGCGGUGCCAACAACAUGUCAGGCACAGGGAAACUCAAACCCGAAUUGCUUUUGCCCAAAGACAAUUCUAAUGACAAAGGUCUUGGCCCACUGUCAUCGCAGUCAAAGGAAACAUGCAUUCCCUUAUCUCCACGGACUCACAGUUGCCCUGCACCAGAUUCCCACAUCCAGACAGCUCAUUCAGGAAGAGCCUCAGACUACCCUGCAUCAAGUGAUGGUCACCAGAACCCAGUGACACUCAAAAGUAGCAGUGCAUCAAAAUCUGCCCCUUUGUGUCAGGAGAAGAUGACAAUGAAUCCCACUCAAUCAGAUAUUCUAGAGCUUCGGAGUCGUCCUGGAAGUGAUCAGCUCUCACCUUCUCUACCAAACAGUGAGACCAAAUACCAGAGCAACAGGGAGAUUAGUGGCAUUAAUCAGAUUCACUUGGCACGGGGUGAACUCUGUGACCUCCAAGGCCGGCUGCAAUCCGUGGAAGAAUCUCUGCACUCAAACCAAGAGAAAAUUAAAGUCCUUUUGAAUGUAAUUCAAGACUUGGAGAAAGCUCGAGCUCUCACUGAAGGGCGCAACUUUUAUCGAACUGGCCAAGAUCUCAACAACUGCAGUACCUGCCAGAAUACAGCGUGCAUCAUAUACAGUGUGGAAUAUGACUUUCGGCAGCAGGAAGGUAGGUUUCAUGAAGUUCUGCAAAGCCUGGACGAGGUGGAACCAGUUGAGGAGCCCUCUUCCCCACUAAAGUCCCCAGCAGAACCCCCAGCUCCUGAGAAACAAGACUUGCGACGGAAAACCAAGAAAGUGAAGAAAAAAUGCUUUUGGUGGAUCUGAGCUCACUGGGACCAUCCCUUGGCCUCUCUACUCUGCUCCCUCUCACAGGGACUCACUGCUCCCAAGGCCUUAUGCUAGUCCUUUGCAAAGGCCCCAGCUGAGAGCCCUUGACCUGUGGAACAAGAAAGUGUGAGUUGGUGUGGCACUGCUGGACACUGAUUGCCAGCCUUACUAGGUGUGCACCACUGCUUGCUGAGGACUUUAUGGACAUUGGAGUGACCACUGCUGAAUUCCCUGUCACAUAUGGCCAGGUUUCAUCCUGGUCUGUUAAUGCCAAGUUCCCCAUAAGCAAAACCCCCACUUCACUCUCCAACACCUCUUUGAGGCUAAGCAUUUCCUACUCAUCAGAGGGCCAUCAGACCAAAGGAAAAAAGAAAUAAAUCCAUGUUGUGCAGAGCAGAAAGACAGAGGAGGGUUAUAAGCAGAUACCCCUCCUCAAUUAGAUAAAUAGCCUGGCAAUUUCCUAAAAUGUCAGCAUACAUAAGCACAACACAAGUGGACAGGGCAUAAACUUCAAAGAUCACUCUGGUGUGUUGGGGUCAUUUUCAUGUAUAAGGAGCCCUUGAUUCCAAAUCAAGGAGCUUUCAUCUCAUGAUGUAUGUGCCACACAGUCUGUGGCACUGUAAGGUUGCCCAGGAUAUCCAGACUUGGUAUGACCAUCCUGCGAGACUGGAAUCCAGAGAGGGUUUCACAGUUGUAGCUUUUCCAGGGCCACCUAACAACAUGUGUCUCUUCCUAGGGCCCAAGCCUGUCGGAAGAGGGGAGGGUAAAUCAAGCUGCAGUUUGAAUUUUCCUUUGGAGUUAGUUUAUCUGCAGUGUUGAAGAUCAUGAGGUUGUGUAGCCUGUUGGUUUAUCUUUUCAGUGACUUACAUAAGGCUAAGAAAAAACACAACACUCCUUUCUAUCCAUUAAUUCCUGUGACACCCUAUAUACAUAUAUAAAUCUAUACAGUGUCCCUUCCCAGUGAUCAGACAACAGGCACCCAAUUGAAGCAGCAGGACUGGGGCUGAGGAUGUAGCUUUUGCCAUUUUCAUAUUAAAGACCUUUCUUUCCCAAAGUCUGAGUUCUUUAAGGAGUGGCUCACUCUUUCAAAAAGAUCUCCAUACACAGGAACCCAGUCAAACCUGCAUGGCUGAAUGAACUAUAAGUAACUGCUACAUAGCUUAGGGAGGAGGGAAGGCUAGAAAGGCUCAGAUUCCUCUGCAUUGAAUGAAAUUCUUUGCCAGCCCCUAGUAGGACUGAUGCUGCAAGAAAGGGAUCCUAAAGAUAACCAUACCUUAAAUUAAGAAGGCAUUUCACACCCCGCCCCCUUGCCAGUGCCAGUGUCUUAGGGAGAGUCUCUGCAGAACCCAGCACUCUGUGAUUAUGUGGGAUGUGCACACCCCACUGCAAAUCGAGACUAAUUGAGCAAACCACUCAACAGUUUCACCUUUUCCUGUCACAGUGCUGCAGUGCACAAAGCUAUUCGAGGGAGAGUAAGAGGGAAAGUUGGCAAGGUGUCUCCACUUGCACUAUUUAAGUCUUGGAAUGUCAUUCAAGAUGUUCUUGUUCUGUUUCUAGUGUAAUGUUUAAACCCACAAAAUGAGACCAGAAUACAUAACAUCAAGUUAGAAUUAAGAUAAAUACACUUGUCAUACUUGAGAAACCACAUUUCAAUAAGAUAUGCUACUACUGGCUAAAAGCCACAGAUCUUUCUUUCUGUAUCCAUACAACCAACUCUCACUUGGCUCCAGCAAUGGAAAAGAACAGCACAGAGGAUAAUCCAAUAACGCAAAAUCAUUUGGGAUCUCUUAUGUAAUUUUAUCUUGUAGAGCUUCCAUCUUAAUUUGCUUUGCUUACAUUAAUUUUGAGUGAAUUUAUAUUCUUGGGUAUCAUGCUGGAAUGAAAAUAAUCCUGUUCGUAGAAUUAAGAGACCAGGCACUAGAACAGUCUAUUGCACUAAGCUGGGGCAUGUUGCUUAGGUUUUCAGUGCCUGUUUGUUCAUUCUUGAAUGAAGACAGGAACAACGGCAUUCUUUACCCUCCUUACAAGUUAUGUGUACCUUUUAAUGUCAGAUGAGUGGAACCACUCAGAGUUGAGCUGGUGCAUUCGCCACAGUUAGCGGAGAAUGAUGAGACAAGUUGGAGGUAACACACAAAAUCAAAAAGCUUAUUGAGUCAUACGUAUAAGUUGAGUUGAGUUGUGGGCCCUUCAUAAACCCUUAACUGAAGUAAAUAAAAUUGGGACUGGAAUAUGUUGACAUUUCUAGAAACAAAACAAACCAAGGCUAUAAUGAUUCUAUACCAAAGCACAACACCACAUUACUUGGACCACCUACCUGAAACUGGGAAGGAAGUCCCUUUUGAAAAUUGAACAUUUGUAAACAUUACAAGGAAUAGGGAUGUGAUAAACACCUUCUUGAUGAAUAUAAAGGAUCAUUUCUAUGUUUAAAAAUCUGCACAUACAUAUACCAAAAUUCCACUCAUCUACCCAUGUGAAAACCACUGCUUCUUUGUAAAAUACUAUGUAACAUCUACCACAAUAAUCUAUAGAAAUGCUAUACUUGAGGUUAUAUGGUUUCAUGGAAAGAGAUUAAUUUAGCAAAAAUUACUUUUAUAAAAUUGAAGGAGAAAUGACUGAUGUAUCAACUUAAAUCCCAGAAGUUUAUGUAGCUGCUUUCUCUGUAGUUAAAAAAAUGUGUACUCGCUAUCCUUGGAACUUAAUACCAGCUCAUCUAUAGAGCACCUUCUUAAAGACGAUGUACUAACAUAAGGUUUUGUAAAUUUCUAAACUAUUUUAAAUGGGAUAUUAUCUUUUGCAAUAAACUUCCAUAUUUUUCCUA